AUGGCAUCGACAAACAGUGCCCCUAACCUAGUCCUGCCGCCCACACCUCACCUCCCACCCCCAACCACGACCGGGUACGUGGACCUACCCACCGGUAACGCCAUCUGGUAUGCCACAUUCGGCCCUAGCCUGGUUGACACCUUGGCAGACCAACGAAUCCCCAUCAUAUUCCUCCACGGGGCACUUGCCAACUCGGACUGGUGGGGCCACCAGAUUGCCUUUCUCCUCCGCCACUACGCCAACCACGGCGAGGAGGCAACCACGCUCAUCACCAUCGACCUGCGAUUCCUCGGCCGCUCCACCUAUGGCCCUUAUACCGGCGGCGGCGAAGGAGACGACGACGACGACGACGACGACGAGUGCAGCUUCCCCGUAACUUUUGCCCUCAAGACGGCCGACACGGUGGCGGUGCUGGACCACCUCGGUAUCCCGUGCGCUGCGGCCGUCGGCUGGAGCAAUGGGGCCACCGUCCUCGUCGACGCGCUGACCAAGCACCCGGCGCGCAUAGAGCGCGCCCUGUUGCUCGCGGGCUUCUUUGACGCCGACAAGUCGCUCUACCAUUCUCCGCCGCCGCCGCCGCCCUCGUCGGCCUCGGCGGAGUACGAGCCCCGCACCCUGGCCGAGAUGCUCUUGCUGUCCCAGGCGCCCGACCUGGUCCCCGCGGUGAGGGACGCCUACGGCGUAGAGUACGCCAGGGAGCCGCACUGGAGCUCCGGGGACUUGGCCAGGAUACCGCCGAGGCGCCGCGGCGGUCGAGACGGUGGUGGCUGUGGUGGUGGCCCUCUGGUGUGGUUCGUUGAGGGUCAGUGGGAGGAGGUGGUCGUCCGCGGCACCGCCGCCGUCAUGGCGGGUUGGGUUCCCGGUAGCGAGGCGGUCGUCUUGCCCGGGGACCCUGAAUUAUUCAACGCCGAGCUCUUACGCUUCUUGCGAGCCUGA
Molecule: messenger RNA, 936 nt
Organism: Pyricularia pennisetigena
Lineage: Eukaryota; Fungi; Ascomycota; Sordariomycetes; Magnaporthales; Pyriculariaceae
Exons: 2
Coding region: 1-936 (311 amino acids)
Source: RefSeq, a predicted model, not a curated record